CUCCGCGGAACCACGGUGGGAGGAGGAUGCGGCGUCGCCUUCAAUUAGGACGGCCUCCCGAGGCUCCGCCAGCAGCUGCGCCGAUGCGCAUCUGGACUUGAGCACCAUGCGCUCUGCGGCCAAGUCGUGGCUGCUGCUCGCGGGCUUCGUGCUCUUCUACGUCGUCUACCUGCUGUUCGGGGCGCUGGUGUUCUCCAGCAUCGAGCGGCCGGUGGAGGACGAGCUGCGGCGGGACGUGGAGGCGCUGAAGCGGGACUUUCUGAACCAGAGCUGCGUCAGCGCGGCGGCGCUCGAGCUGUUUCUGGCCAAAGUGCUGGCGGCCAACAAACACGGCGUGUCCGUGCUCAGGAACGCGUCUCUGUCGUCGAACUGGGACCUGGCGUCGUCCAUGUUCUUCGCCAACACGCUGGUCACAACUGUCGGUUACGGCCAGACCGCGCCUCUGUCUGACACCGGCAAGGCCUUCUCCAUCCUCUACGCACUGAUAGGCGUCCCCUUCACCAUGCUGGUGCUCACCGCCUGCAUCCAGAGGCUCGUGCACCCGCUGGUCCUCACUCCGCUCAGCUUCCUGCAGCGCUCGGGCAUGGAGCCUCGGCCCGCCACCGUGGUCCACUUCCUGCUGCUGAUGGUUCUGGUGGUGCUGUGCUUCUUCAUGGUUCCGGCGGCCAUAUUCAGCGCGUUGGAGGUGUCCUGGUCAUUUCUGGACGGCAUAUACUUCUGCUUCAUCUCCCUGUGCACCAUCGGACUGGGGGACUUCGUUCCAGGGGCCCAGCAAGGCCAGAAGUACCGGACCCUGUAUCAGAUCACUGUCAUGGUCUACCUCUUCACAGGUCUGAUGAUGAUGUACCUGCUGCUGCGCACCUUCCACAGAAUGGCCGACCUGCACGGCCUCACCGCCUUCUUCCAGCUGCCGCGCUGCGAGGAGGACCAGGACGAGGACCAGGAGCCCAUCGUGGAGAGCGCCCACGAGGACCGGACGCUCCCCGACCCGGCAGAGAAAGCUGCCAGCGAGCCUCUGGAGCCGGCGUCGCAGCCCACCUACAACACCAUCAACAAAGGCUGAGCUGGAGGCGGGAGACGGAUGCUGCCUCUGAUCGGGCUGAGUCUGACUUCCUGUCUGUCUUUGUUGAUUUUUUUUAUUGUUUCUAGUUUUCUCAAUUCAAACAUCCAAAGGUUGAACAAUAAUCUUGAGGAACUGAGACACGAGUUUUCAGAUUCAGGACAAAGGGUUGGAGUGGUCACGGCACCACCUCUGCACACAGGAAGAACCUUUCUAUCUUCAGUACGGCAGCGGACGGCUGCGUUCAGGUGUUCACAGCUUCUGGACCUGCAGCUCAAAGGCUUGAACCAAAAACGUUGGACUUGUCCCAUCACUUUUAUGCCUCCACUUUGGGGUUGUUCCUUCUAACAGAUGCUGACUUUAUGGAAAAGUUUAACUUGCUUUAACAUUAACAGCUUCAGCUGCUUUGGUAACGAGGGUUCAGUCAGAUUCUGUUAUUAUCGUAUCGUAUGAAAGAUGAGCGUGUGUUGGAUCUCAGUGUAACUGAGUUUAGCAUUUUAACCAUGUUUAGUCCCACAGUGCUGCCUCCCUCAGGACACAUUCUGGCUUUUCUAGUGCUGCCCCCUGUUGUCUACAUGUUAGAACACCUCCAGAACGCUUCCCAGCAGCUAAAGGCUCAAACGUAGACAAUGAGCUGUUUGAUGCGGUUUAUGAUCGCGUCAGGACAGAUGCCCUCCCUGGCCUGUAUGUUUAGUGAUACUGGACAAUAAGUUUAAAUAAAUGAUCCCUUCUAUUUAUCA
Molecule: messenger RNA, 1800 nt
Organism: Betta splendens (Siamese fighting fish)
Lineage: Eukaryota; Metazoa; Chordata; Actinopteri; Anabantiformes; Osphronemidae
Gene: kcnk6
Product: potassium channel, subfamily K, member 6
Exons: 3
Coding region: 107-1063 (318 amino acids)
Biological process (GO): stabilization of membrane potential; potassium ion transmembrane transport
Cellular component (GO): membrane
Molecular function (GO): potassium ion leak channel activity
Source: RefSeq, a predicted model, not a curated record